Fonsecaea multimorphosa CBS 102226 is the source of this 3222-nucleotide messenger RNA. RefSeq lists its product as uncharacterized. Gene Ontology annotation, molecular function: beta-galactosidase activity; carbohydrate binding. The transcript has 3 exons. Bases 1 to 3222 code for a protein of 1073 amino acids. Gene Ontology annotation, biological process: lactose catabolic process. NCBI's taxonomy places the organism in Eukaryota, Fungi, Ascomycota, Eurotiomycetes, Chaetothyriales, Herpotrichiellaceae. The record is from RefSeq and is a predicted model, not a curated record. Gene Ontology annotation, cellular component: beta-galactosidase complex.
AUGCUUGAAUCAAUCGACAGUCUGGGUCUAGGGGGCCCUUCCUUCCCCCAGCGGAGGGAUCAAUGCAGGCCAGACUAUGCCAACGAGGCGAUUUUCCGUCGAAACACGCUGCCGCCGCGGUCCUACUGGAUCCCAAACACUUCUCUGUCACUCAACCGUGCCUGGGACUUUUAUUACGCCGGCAGUCCCCUCGAAGCCGCUGAUUGCGAUCAACGACAAACCUCCUGGACCACGAUCCAAGUGCCGGGCCAUUGGCAGCUUCAAGGCCAUGGCCGGCCUCAGUAUACGAAUAUCGUCUACCCAUUUCCAGCCUGUCCACCCCAUCUUCCGGACGAGAACCCCACGGGCACGUAUCGGCGGACCUUUUCUGUGCCUCCCGAUUGGGACUGCAGUGCCCAGUUGCGACUACGCUUCGACGGUGUCGACAGUGCCUAUCACGUCUGGGUCAACGAUGAUUUCAUCGGGUACGCCCAAGGCAGCCGGAACCCCGCCGAAUUUGACAUUACGGCCGCCGUCAAACGCGACAAACCCAAUAAGCUUCUGGUCCGCGUUUAUCAAUGGUCAGACGGCUCUUAUAUCGAGGAUCAGGACCAGUGGUGGCUUUCCGGUAUUUUUCGGGACGUCCAUCUCAUAGCCUUUCCAGCGACAUGCCGAAUUGACGACUUUUUCAUUCGAGGGGACCUUGACUCUGCCUACGAGCAUGGCUUUCUCCGCGUGACGGUCGAUGUCCACAGCCCCAAAGGCGGGCUUGUUGCGGUUGCCCUGCGCGAGAGGGCCGACCGUGGAGGCAAGGCCAUAGGCAGUGCCGAGAAAGGGUUUGGGGCAAAUACGACGCAAGUCGAGCUUGAGAUACGCGUGGACAAUCCAAACAAGUGGACGGCGGAAACUCCUUACUUGUACAAUGUCGAGAUUACAUUGACGGAUGGCGACAAUACGGACCGUGUCGAGCAUUCAACGGGCUUUCGAAGGGUCGAGCUCAAGAAUGGCUUGCUCACUGUGAACGGAAAAGCCAUUCGACUCCGCGGUGCAAACCGGCAUGACCACCAUCCUCGGCUGGGCCGUGCGGUGCCACUCGAGUUCGUCCGCCACGACCUGAUUUUGAUGAAGAGACACAACAUCAACGCCGUACGUUGCUCGCACUACCCGUCCCACCCGGGCCUCUACGCUCUAGCCGACGAGAUCGGUCUCUGGGUCAUGGACGAGGCCGACCUGGAAUGUCAUGGAUUCUCCGAGGUCGUCGCCACCAACACCGCAGACUGGGACGGCGGAGAAGCUUCGUACGAGCGGUGGAUUGGUACGGUGUCUAAGCAGGCGAGAAAAUACUUGUCGGACAACCCGUCGUGGAAAGACGCGUACGUCGACCGAGCCGUCCAGAUGGUCCAGCGGGACAAGAACCAUGCCAGCGUAAUUAUUUGGUCGCUCGGCAACGAGUCAUUCUGCGGGCAGAAUCACGUCGCAAUGUACGAGGUAUGCAAGCGCCUCGACCCGAGUCGCUUGGUCCAUUACGCAGAAGACACCGAUAUGGGGACGACGGACAUCUACUCGUUCAUGUACGCGGCUGUCGACGCCCUUGUAGAGAGAGCCUCAACGAGAGACGUUGCUGCUGACGGCACAUUCACAAAGCCCGUGAUAUUGUGCGAGUACGCCCAUGCCAUGGGCAACGGUCCUGGUCUCCUCGAGGACUACGAAGAGGUCUUUCGCUCGCACCCACGCAUCCAGGGCGGCUUCGUCUGGGAGUGGGCGAACCACGGCCUUUACCAGGUUCGCUCAGACGGCAAAGCGUUUUAUGCACAUGGCGGGGACUUUGGCCAGAAGGUCCACGACGGUACCUUCGUCAUGGACGGACUUUGCAAUAGCGAGCAUGAGCCCACUCCGGGACUCACAGAACUGAAGAAAGUAUAUCAGCCUGUUUCAGUUCAUCUGGUGGAUCGAAACUUGAUCAUUGAGAAUGCAUACGACUUUGUCGACCUUGAGCAUUUGGAGGUGACAUUCAAAGUCGAAGAAUUUGGGCGAAGCUCCACUAUACUCUUGGACGGCCAGCUGAAACUUCCUCCUAUUGUGCCAGGUGCCAAAACAGCUGUUGGCAUUCCUAACGCUGUAUUUGAGCACAAGUCCAAGUCCGAGUUGAUACUCACUGUGGACUUUCGAUUGAGGCAAGCUGCACGUUGGGCAGAGAAGGGUUAUGAAGUUGGCUGGUUCCAGCACCAACUCUCGCCGGGAUGUCGUCUCCCAAUUCCCUUACCCUCAGGGUCAUCCGUGCCAAUGAUCCACAACGACAACUCUACACUGACGAUCUCAACACCCAAGUCCACAUUCACUUUCAGCCGAGUACGCGGUCUUCUCAAAUCUUGGACCACUCCUUCCGGCCCAGUCAUCUCAGAGUCCUUGGACCGCAGGGAUACCCUGAUCCCUGGUUUCUCGCGACCUCCGACGGACAAUGACAUGCCUAGAGCUCUUCCCCACUGGCGAUCUUUUGGUGUUGACAAGAUCACUUCCCAACUUCGCUCCAUGGUGUUUGACCAAGAGUCCCGAUCUAAUCCCCUUACCUUGACGACACAGACAUACAUUGCUCCGCCCUCCCUGGGUUGGGGCUGGCAUGCAACCACCACUUACCAGUUUCAGCCGGACGGCUCCGCGUUGUCAGUCUUUGUCCACUUGGAGAAGCCAGUAGGGGCUGUCCCUAAACAUCUCCCUCGAAUGGGAAUAGAUGUUGUCCUAGCAAAGGCUCUCAGCCAGAUCAAGUGGUUUGGUCGUGGUCCUGGAGAGUCGUAUCCGGACAAGAAAUCCAGUCAGCGCUUCGGGGUUUGGGAAGUUGACGACGUUGCCCAGUUGCAAACCCCAUACGACGUCCCACAGGAGAAUGGAAAUCGCAUGGACACUCGCUGGCUAGAGUUGACAGCCGAAGGAACAGGUCCGACAGUGAGAGUGACCAGUAUUGACACGGCGUAUCCCUUCGGGUCUGCCAACGCUACACAGGAUUCAGCAGAUCGAUCUCGAUCGACACCGCAACCGGUAUUCAAUUUUACAGCAACGCGUCACUCAGCCGACAUGCUCGAGAAAGCUCCACAUCCCUGUGAUCUCCUCGAGGAAGAUGCCACUUUACUCCGUCUGGACACGGCAGUCAGCGGUGUGGGAACGGGUGCUUGUGGCCCUGCUACGCGAGAAGAACAUAUGGUGAAAGCCGCUGGAGCCAGUUUUGGCUUCGUGUUGGAAUUGAGAUAG